GUUGGAUCAAAUGAGAGAGGGUCAAUAUCAUCACUGGACCCAAUUAGCCAAGCCCAAAACUUGGUGGGGUUGCCUAUCAGCGGCGAAUCCACUCCUUAUUUUCUCGUCUGCAUGCCGCUUCCACUGCCCAGACACUGCUGCGCUCAAGAGAGUAGCCUACCGGGGAGGUUAGUGUGAAAGGGAAUGUUUGAUCUUAUGAAGAUAUACUGAAGAUAUCUAAUAGAAUGAACAGUCAAACUCUUACAGUUUAAGGGUAUUAAGCUUUUUCUUCGUUGAUCUUUUUCAAGUUUGUGAAUCUGCUAUGCAUUUGCUAACUAUUUAGCUUCAAUGAGAUCACUCCUAGUACCUUCCUCUUUAAUCAUUCCCUCGCUUUCUCAAGGAUCCCUUCCUAGGUUUCAAUCACAGCCUCAACAUAUUGGCACUGCCAGUUCCCAUUGUGGUAGAUACCGUGCCUCUCCUUUUUGCCUUCCAUUUCAAUCCAGUUUUUCAUUUAAGGCAGUUUGCAGUCAUCGGUCAUUAGCUGGUGCUGCAAAUGCUUCGAAUGAGGGGGCAGUGCCAGUUAUCAAUAUUGAAGAUUUUUGUGAAAAAGAUUGGUCAUUUCUAGAUUCAGAUGAGUUAAAUUCUGAACAAGUUAAGCAAAAUGUUGACCGAAUUGCAUCCGCGGGAAAUAUUGAUGAGACUUCUAGAGUUCUAGUCUCAAUUGGUUCUGAAGGUUUUGUGGAUCAUUUAGUUGAAUCAUCACUCUGCCAAUUGUUGCUUGUAGUCCACGACUCUAUUUUUGUCUUAGCUGGAAUUAAAGAGAAAUAUGACGAGGUUAAGUGUUGGCAAGGAGAAUUGAUAUAUGUGCCAGAAAAAUGGUCACCAUUGGAUGUUAUAUUUCUCUAUUUUCUGCCUGCCUUGCCUUUCAAACUUGACCAGAUAUUUGUGGCGCUGGCAAAACGUUGUUCACCAGGUGCAAGACUGGUAAUUAGCUAUCCCCAAGGGAGGGAAGUGCUAGAGCAGCAAAGAAAACAGUUCCCUGACGUUAUAAUUGCAAACCUGCCUGAGAAAACGACAUUACAGAAAGUUGCAGCUGACCAUUCCUUUGAGAUGACUGAAUUUGUAGACGAGCCUGGAUUUUAUCUAGCUGUUUUGAAGUUUACGAAGGCAAACAUUUAAAUGUUUGGAUUUGUCCUUAACUCGUGCUUGAAUUGUUGACUGAAAGUUUUUAGGAGUAUCCAAGUUGUGUUCAGGAAUUGAGGAUCCCAGUGACAAAAUUUUAGUCCCAAAGCUACCUUUUCUUUUUUUUUCCUUUGGCCAUAUAAGUUUCCAUUUUAUGACUAGUAUUUUGUGUUUUCCAUUCCCCUUUCACGUUUCUUGCUCAGCAUAUGAAUCUUUGGUGAAGACAAAUUGAGAUAGUGCACUGCAUGUCAUUAUGAAAAUAAUGAAUCAAAUCGUGAAUGAAUCUGUUUCAAUUUCAAUGUCUGAAAGGUCCCCGAUUUACCCUCUGGUCCAAUCGUGAAUGAACCUA
Messenger RNA from Durio zibethinus, 1510 nucleotides. RefSeq names its product DNA-directed RNA polymerase subunit beta. Gene Ontology annotation, cellular component: chloroplast. The record is from RefSeq and is a predicted model, not a curated record. Lineage: Eukaryota; Viridiplantae; Streptophyta; Magnoliopsida; Malvales; Malvaceae.